Molecule: messenger RNA, 813 nt
Organism: Symbiodinium sp. CCMP2456
Lineage: Eukaryota; Dinophyceae; Suessiales; Symbiodiniaceae
Source: the annotation of a GenBank genome assembly
AUGGCGGAAGUGGCGGAAGCAGAGUUCAACAUCGGUGCCAAGGGAAAGAAGCAACUGGUGGACAACAAGAUGGAUACGAUGUUCCGGGGCAGUAAGGUGGACAACUACUUCAAGGUCUCCCAGCGCGGCUCAAACCUCACCACAGAGAUCCGUGCUGGCAUCACCACGUUCUUGACGGCUGCCUACAUCAUGGCAGUGAACCCGAACAUCCUGAGCACCACGGGCUUGAAGUUCGAGGGCCUCGUCUUCGCGACCGCUGGCUCCAGCUGCAUUGCGACCUUGAUCAUGGCUUUGUGGGCGAACCUGCCUUUCGGCUUGUGGCCCGGCAUGGGCAUGAAUGCCUACUUUGCCUACACCAUCGUGGGCUUUAAGGGCGGACAGAACUCUGUGAAGAAGGUGAUGUUUGCCGUGACCAUCGAGGGUGUGAUCUUCAUCUUGAUGUCGCUCUUCGAUCUUCGCCGCUACGUCUUCAAAGUGUUCCCCACUUGGAUGAUGAAAGCAACGAUGGCUGGCAUCGGCUUGUUCUUGGCCUUUAUCGGCUUGCAGGCCGGCAAUGGCAUCGACAUCGUUCGGGAUCAUCCGGCUGUGCUUGUGGACCUCGUGACGCUGACCGGAGAGCACUUCCUGCGCACCUGGAUCGGCAUUGCUUUCUUCUGCCUCAUGAGCCUAUUGAUCCUCCUGCGCGUGCGGGCCGCUGUGAUGAUUGUGAUCCUGCUCAGCGCGAUCUUGUCGUGGAUCUUGAACGCGGCUGCUGUGGAGCAGUUCACCUACAAGCCCAUGUGCUGCCUCGGCAGCGUGUCCUACACGGAGCCA